UGUACCUCCUGUCCGAUGGUGGCAGCGAGAAGAGAGUAAGGCCUGGAUGGUGAGGGUCAUUGACAACGGGUGUUGCUUUCUCGUUGCAGUUCUCCUUGUUGAUGUCCUCACCGGCGGGUGAGGGGUUUGCCUGGGCCGCAUCCAUUACUUUCUGUAGACUUUUCCGUUCCUGGACAUUAGUCCCAUUUGACCGCGUUUGGCCCACACUCAUCUAAUCCUUUCCCAUCUACAGGCUUGUCCAAUCGUAUUGGCGGUGGAUUUUGAUAACAUCCCCAGGAGGACUCGUUGGUAAUUUUUAGCCUGUUUCAAACUGGUGGGCGUAACGAGCGGAAACCUUCUGGUUAACAUUGUGAGCGAAACCAGCUCGCCUGCUGGCAAGGCACUUGAAGUGUUAAUACUCGUCUUAAACUUGCUGUUGUGUGGUUUCUGUCACAGAGCGGAAGCGCGCGUGAGAGAGAGAGAGAGAGAGAGAGAAGGGGACCUGAAGCCGGGAGGGAGACUCUGAUGUUCGGUCUCUGGGGCUCGGCUGACGAUGAACGUGUCGGGGAACUGCUCGGGCGCUGAGGAGCACCUGGUGGAGGUGCGUGUCUUCGCCUCUGUCGCCUCCUUCGUUCUCCUGGCUUUCUUCAACCUGGUGAUUAACUCCACCAUCCUGAGCGAGGACCGCCUGCGCUCGCAGGCCCGCUUCGUUUUACUGCUCCAUCUCCUACUCUCCGGGGUUGUCUAUUUCGGCCUGAGCAGCUCCUUCUACUUGCUGACCUACAUGCGCGCCGCCGUCUCCGCGUCCUGGUGCCUAGCACUGUUGCUCGCCCUCAUGGUCAGCGGCUCCUCCAUCCUGCUGACCCUAACCCUGAUGGCCGUCGACCGCUACUUGGCCAUCUGUCACCCGCUCAAGUACAGCGCCUUCUGCGCCCGCCACUCGGUCUGGUUCCUCUGCCCGCUCAUCUGGUUCUGCUCAUCGGUGAUCCCGCUCAUCCUCGUGUGCCAGCAGGUGGGUCCCCGGGCGCAGCAGGGGCCGGGGCCGGGACCGGCUAAGCGCUGCUCGUCCUCGCACCUCGCCUCCAGCCACAACAUGAAACAGACAUCGAAGAUCCUGCUGAUAGGAGUCUGCACCCUCCUCAUUCUCUUCAGCUACCUCAAGAUCCUGGCGGAGAGCUGGCGCAUCGGGACGCUGAACAGGCGCAACCGGCGCGCCCGCAGUACCAUCCUGAUGCACGGCGUGCAGCUGUCGGUCUAUAUCAUCCCCACCUUCAUCACCUUCUUCCUGCAGGUGUUGGCGCAAGCGGGCAAGCUGGACCAGUGCACCAGGGCUCGCUUCGAGGUGGCCAACUUCGCCUUCUUCAGCCUGGCUCAGUGCAUCAGCCCCGUCAUCUACGGCCUGCGGAAGGAGGAACUGUGGGAUCUCCUGUGCCACAAGUACCCCUGCCUUCACUGGGACUUUAAGCGGCUGCUUGAGGGGUUGGUGGGCGUCAGCGGCUGCCUGCGGGGCCCGAGCUGUCUAUCGCGGCGUCCACCUCCCCCCGCUGAUGCGCCCUGGUGAACCAGGCGAAUACGCCGGACCUGCACCUUGUAAGACCCCGCUACCGACCCUCCGCAUCUUCCUCGGGAAAUCUGAGUUGGGGCACAAGGCGAGGGGUGGGGACCCUAGCGACUUUUCCGGGCGUGGAGAGCCGAUACACCUGCCCCUUCUGGUUUAGUUUAUCCAGAAACUGUCAUACCAAAGGCUUGAUUUAAACACUUAUGAACAGGAUUACAGUCCGGCACAGUUGUGCUGAAAAA
Molecule: messenger RNA, 1779 nt
Organism: Mobula hypostoma (lesser devil ray)
Lineage: Eukaryota; Metazoa; Chordata; Chondrichthyes; Myliobatiformes; Myliobatidae
Exons: 1
Coding region: 533-1540 (335 amino acids)
Biological process (GO): G protein-coupled receptor signaling pathway; detection of chemical stimulus involved in sensory perception of smell
Cellular component (GO): membrane
Molecular function (GO): G protein-coupled receptor activity; olfactory receptor activity; odorant binding
Source: RefSeq, a predicted model, not a curated record